AUGUCUCUUUUGGAGGAUUUUGUUGCCUACCUUUUCUCUAGCCCCACCACUUUGUUAGGGGUUGUUGCUCUCCUGCUCACCCUCUUUCUUGUUUCCAAGAGUUUCACCUCCCAGGAAUUCAGGAGGGAGCCUCCAGGUCCGAGGCCUCUUCCCCUGCUUGGCAACCUGUUGCAGCUUGAUCUCAAGAGACCCUACAAAACCCUGUGUGAGCUUUCAAAGAAACAUGGGUCUGUGUUUACGGUGUACUUUGGAACCAAUAAAGUGGUGGUCCUGGCAGGAUACAAGGCAGUCAAAGAGGCUCUGGUCAGCAACGCAGAAGAGUUUGGAGACAGAGACAUCGCCCCUAUUUUUUAUGAUUUGAAUGAAGGUCAUGGAAUUCUGUUUGCAAAUGGAGAAUCAUGGAAAGAAUUGCGACGUUUUGCCAUCACCACCCUCAAAGACUUUGGGAUGGGCAAAAGACUGUCUGAGGAGAAAGUCUUGGAGGAAUGCCACCAUCUGAUCCAAGUGAUUGAAAAGCACGAAGGGAAACCAUUUGAUACAACACGCCCAUUAAAUCAUGCAACAUCCAAUAUCAUCUCCGCUAUUGUGUACGGCAGCAGGUUUGAAUACAAUGACCCCCGAUUCAAAAACAUGGUGAGAAGAGCCAACGAAAGCAUACGUAUUGUGGGCUCUGCACCGAUCCAGCUAUACAACAUGUUUCCGAGGAUGGUCGGUUGGAUAAAAGACCGGCAGUUGAUAUUAAAAAAUCUUGCAAUGACUGUCAGAGAUGUCAAAGAAUUAAUCAUCCAUCUGAAAGAGACACUGGACCCUCACAUCUGCAGGGGGCUUGUGGACUGUUUUCUGAUCCGGAAGCAGAAGGAGGAGGACUCAUGUGUAAUGGACACUCACUACAAUGAGAAUAACUUGAUAUUCACAGUGACCAACCUCUUUUCAGCUGGUACUGAUACCACAGCAACUACACUGAGAUGGGGUUUGCUGCUUAUGGCUAAAUAUCCGCAUAUACAAGACCAGGUCCAGGAGGAGCUGAGCAGAGUGAUAGGAAGCCGUCAGGUCCAGGUAGAUGACCGGAAGAACCUGCCGUACACUGACGCUGUCAUCCAUGAGACACAGAGACUGGCCAACAUUGUCCCCAUGGCCAUUCCUCACAAAACCAGCCAAGACGUCACCUUCCAGGGCUUCUUCAUCAAAAAGGGGACUACUGUGCUUCCUCUUCUUACUUCUGUCCUGGCAGAUGAGAGCGAAUGGGAAAGCCCAAACUCUUUCAACCCUUCCCACUUUCUGGAUAAGGAGGGUAAAUGUAUCAGGAGAGAUGCCUUCAUGCCCUUUUCUGCAGGUCGCAGGGCGUGUCUGGGAGAAAGUCUGGCUAGGAUGGAGCUCUUCCUCUUCUUCACCUCCCUCCUCCAGCACUUUCGUUUCACUCCUCCACCUGGAGUCACAGAGGAUGAACUGGAUCUGACUCCAGCUGUGGGCUUCACCCUCAACCCUUCACCUCAUGAGCUGUGUGCUGUCAGUCGCCAAUAA
Anoplopoma fimbria (sablefish) is the source of this 1521-nucleotide messenger RNA. Its product is annotated as cytochrome P450 2K1-like. Gene Ontology annotation, cellular component: intracellular membrane-bounded organelle; cytoplasm. The record is from RefSeq and is a predicted model, not a curated record. Gene Ontology annotation, molecular function: oxidoreductase activity, acting on paired donors, with incorporation or reduction of molecular oxygen, reduced flavin or flavoprotein as one donor, and incorporation of one atom of oxygen; heme binding; iron ion binding. Gene Ontology annotation, biological process: xenobiotic metabolic process. The transcript has 9 exons. Lineage: Eukaryota; Metazoa; Chordata; Actinopteri; Perciformes; Anoplopomatidae. Bases 1 to 1521 code for a protein of 506 amino acids.